Molecule: messenger RNA, 3692 nt
Organism: Protopterus annectens (West African lungfish)
Lineage: Eukaryota; Metazoa; Chordata; Ceratodontiformes; Protopteridae
Exons: 3
Coding region: 1-912 (303 amino acids)
Source: RefSeq, a predicted model, not a curated record
AUGGGAAAGAGUGGUCAUUCUGCAUUAUCGCAUGGGCAGGUUUGGGGAGAGCAGUCUGCAAAGAAAUGUUUUUGUCAUGGUAGCCCUAGCAGUGUUGAUUGCAGAGAUGCAUUUUGUCAUGGUAGCCCUAACAGUGUUGAUUGCAGAGAUGCAUUUUGUCAUGGUAGCCCUAGCAGUGUUGAUUGCAGAGAUGCAUUUUGUCAUGGUAGCCCUAGCAGUCUUGAUUGCAGAGAUGCAUUUUGUCAUGGUAGCCCUAGCAGUGUUGAUUGCAGAGAUGCAUUUUGUCAUGGUAGCCCUAGCAGUGUUGACUGCAGAGAUGCAUUUUGUCAUGGUAGCCCUAGCAGUGUUGACUGCAGAGACGCAUUUUGUCAUGGUAGCCCUAGCAGUGUUGAAUGCAGAGAUGCAUUUUGUCAUGGUAGCCCUAGCAGUGUUGAUUGGAGAGAUGCAUUUUAUCAUGGUAGCCCUAGCAGUGUUGAUUGCAGAGAUGCAUUUUGUCAUGGUAGCCCUAGCAGUGUUGAUUGCAGAGAUGCAUUUUAUCAUGGUAGCCCUAGCAGUGUUGAUUGCAGAGAUGCAUUUUGUCAUGGUAGCCCUAGCAGUGUUGAUUACAGAGAUGCAUUUUGUCAUGGUAGCCCUAGCAGUCUUGAUUGCAGAGAUGCAUUUUGUCAUGGUAGCCCUAGCAGUGUUGAUUGCAGUGAUGCAUUUUGUCAUGGUAGCCCUAGCAGUGUUGAUUGCAGAGAUGCAUUUUGUCAUGGUAGCCCUGGCAGUGUUGAUUGCAGAGAUGCAUUUUGUCAUGGUAGCCCUAGCAGUGUUGAUUGCAGAGAUGCAUUUUGUCAUGGUAGCCCUAGCAGUGUUGAUUGCAGAGAUGCAUUUCCCACUGACUGUAAAGCUGGUUGGAAAGACAUACAAGUGUGAGCUAUGAAGGUAAACCAAGCUAACAUGAUGAUAUAAUGCUGAGGACAGAUGAAGAGUAAAUGGUCCAAAAGUUUCCAUUUCAGGCUACUUUUUAAAGUCCCUUGGCAUGUCAUCGUAGGCAGGUUCACUGUAGAUAAUAUGGUACAUACCAGCAAAUCAACCUAAUUUUAUGACUUUGAUGUUCUGCCCUGACAGGAAUAAAAUGUCAGUUAUUUAGUUACUGAAACAGUUUGCUGUUUAUGUUUCCAGCUAUUUCUUUAGCUAAGGAAGCAUUUACCUAAAACAUCCCCCCAGGUUACUGCUUAAUUUCUUCUAGUGCCAGGUAGUAAUGCCAGCCAUGACAGACCACAGCUGAACUGGAGCUCUGCCAUGAUUCCUUCUUUCUUCAGUACAAGCUGACUUAACUGGCAUUCUGCACAAGAUGUAAAAACAACUUUCUGUUAAAACAGUGAUGCUAGAGACAGUUACUGUGUGCUACCUGUAAUUUAGUGCUCAUUUUUUCCAUGCUAAAGCUUCUUUUUUUAUACCCUGAAGAGGUUGUUAAAUUGAACUUAAGUCCAAGCACAUUGCAUUUGUAUAAUUUAGAAACAAGAGUCCAACAACAAAACAAGCAGUUCAAGGCAAGUAAAGGGGCAGCCCAAACAUGCAAAGCAACUCACUGAUUCUAAGUGGACUGUAGAGCCAGUGUUAGUUUCAUAAGCAAAUGUUGUGGCUAAAAGAAAUAACUUAAACAUAUACUGAACUGAUUACACUUCUAGGAAAGGUGUGAACUGAGAGGAUUGCCAUAAAAAUGUCUGCAAUCACACAGAGUUGUUAAACAAGACCAUGCAGAUCAAAAACGAAACAGCUGCUUUGCAGGCCAGAUGUCAGUGAGAACUCUUUGUUAUUACUCCCUAAGUCAGUCUUGCUUUAAUGCUUUAUUCUUCUGUCAGGAACUGAAAAAGAAACUGUUUAAAUGGCUUUGCCAGCAGGAUUUUCUGUAUCUGAAUGUGUUGUUUGAGCUUAUAAAAUACUCUGCAUGGAUUGAAAGAAAACCACAGCUGCAGAAUUCCAUCACAUGACUAGAAUCAAAUAAACAAACAAAUGGGAUAUGGGUGGGAUGAAACAGAAAAACAUUACGCAAUGUGCUCAUUUUAAUAGUCUUGUUAGAUUUGAAACAUUUGUUUAUGCUUUGGUUUGUUAUUUAGUCGUAACUUUCCUACAGCUUCAUGCUUCCAGAACCACAUAUGUGCAAACAUUUUUUGUGGUAAAUGAAUAAACAGUGGUUAUAACUAAUGUUAACGUGUGCCAAAAUCCAGACCACAGCAUAAGGAAUAAAACUCACACUGCUGGGAAUUUUCUAAAAGUAUCUGUAGGCCAAAACGAUUUCAUUAAAGACAAAUUCAAAAUGUUUUCAUGGUAUAAAAGGUAUGUAUAUAUGCCUUGUGACAGUAGAAACAGAAACAAUCUUUAACUGAUGGGUUGUUAUAUUGCUAAUGAUUAAAAAAACAGUAGAAAAGUUAAUGGUUGGCACAUCUAUACGGAAUAAAUUGGAAACAGAAUUUACUCGAUGCAAAAGGAGAGAUAUAUUUAACAAACAUUGAACUAGCCAUUUAGAAGCUUCCACUGCUGGCUUGUGUGCAGCAGGCAUAGAACACCCUUUAUCCAACAUUAGAUAGCUUUGUGAAAGACUAUAGGAAGAAUGGUUUUGCUCAGAUGGCCUGCUUAGUGUGAAGUACAUGCACACACUGAUUGUUGUCCUGCCUUGUGUGUAAUUUUCUACCUUUUUCAUAUUAAGCCCAAGAUACACCAAGCUCAGACUAAAGUUUACUAAAGGCAUUUGGCGCGGUGGUUGUCUUACAUUUGCACAUGAUGGUCUGUAUUUAUUGGUCCAUUUCCUUUUCCUCAUAAAUAGGCUUCCAUGUGCCAAGGAUGAUGAUGUUUGUGCAAGACUGUCUUGCACUGUCUUGGGAAGUUUCUCCCUUCCCCAUUUCUUGUGAGAUCAUAUUGUUGGUAUAUAUAUAUAUGUAUGUUCAGACAGUGUUGAGGGUUUGCUUCCCACAUGAAGUGGAUGUUUUUUGAUCUGUGCAGGAAGGAUGUAGGUUAAUUUUUCAUCUGUCAUUAACAGUUGAGUGUUUCUUUGCACAACUGUAUAUUGAUCCUUCGUAAAUUAAACAAGUGCAGCAUUCAGUUGUAUGUACCCCAUGAUAUGUUUCAGAGAUAUCAUGUUUCUGCAGUUUGAACAAUGUCUGGCUGUCUCUGGCAAGAUUAUUCAGACACCAAAGUCCUUAAGGAGCCCUAGUCAACCCUAGUAGGCAAUAAAUAAGGCCAACAUAGGGGUCACUUACUGCUGAUUUAGUAUUUACUAUUACUGAUCAUCGGUCCGUAAGUAACAGUGACUGCUAAUUCUGACAUGUUUGUCCAUCCGGAGUGCAAGAAUUAAUGACUACACCAACCAUUGUCAUUGUGUGUGUGUGUGUGUGUGUGUGUGUGUGUGUGUACGUUUAGAUCUCAGUGCUUUGCUUUUACAAAAUGUAAAAUAUAUUUUGUAUAUUGUUAAUCAUAUAUUGUACCAGCAGCAUGACGUGAACUUAGUUCAGAGUUCUAAACUAGUACUCUUUCAGAUGUAAGCAAGUUUAAAGCCAAUUGUAAACAUAUAUUAACUGUAAACAGCACUUAAACUGAAAUACCAGCUGUUUAAAGGUAUACUGUAUCAUGUAUUUAUGUGCCUUCCUGAAAUAUGUGUGCACUGAAAUAUUUUUUAUGUAAUUACAUUAAAAAUAAAAAUAUAUAAAACCUCA